Molecule: messenger RNA, 1312 nt
Organism: [Torrubiella] hemipterigena
Lineage: Eukaryota; Fungi; Ascomycota; Sordariomycetes; Hypocreales; Clavicipitaceae
Source: the annotation of a GenBank genome assembly
GUUGAAUUCAUCUCUAUAUCAAACCAUAUACUUGCGUUGGCGUUGAUAAAUCGUGUUGCACAGAAUCCAUUCUUCAGCACACUGAAUCAACUUGCAGCUCGGCAGAGCGAAUUAACCCGUCGGGUCUUUUUUUCACAACCCCAUCGCCCGCUUUCCCGACUGUACUUCUAUCCAGCCGUUCCCUCUCCCCUCUUUCUAGGACUUGGUUGUAAAGUCCCUCUCGAACAAUAUCUCUCUCUUGAAACUCGAUACUCAACAAUAUACUCACAAUGGCUGCCACUCGUCGUCCGCUCUCCUGCGGCAUCUACGCCCCCACCAUGACCUUCUUCGACGCUGAGACGGAGGAGCUCGACAUUGCCACAAUCAAGAAGCACGCGGCCAACCUCGUCCGUGCCGGCCUCGUUGGUCUUGUUACCAUGGGCUCCAACGGCGAGGCUGUCCAUUGCACACGCGAAGAAAAGUGUGCCGUCACAAAGGCCACUCGCGAGGCCCUCGACGAAGCCGGCUUCCAGUCUACACCCAUCAUCAUUGGUGCUACGGAAGGCAGUGUCAAGGGCACCAUUGAGCUCUGCAAGCUCGCUAGCGAAUCUGGUGCCGACUACGCUCUCGUUCUGCCCCCCUCUUACUACCGCGCUCAAGUCGACGAGGAAUCCAUCUACAACUACUUCACAGCUGUUGCCGACAGCAGUCCGAUCCCCAUCAUCCUCUACAACUACCCUGGUGCCGUUGCUGGCGUCGACAUGGACAGUGACUUGAUCAUCAAGCUUGGCCAGCACGCCAACAUUGUCGGCACUAAGUUCACCUGUGGCAACACCGGCAAGCUUACCCGCGUUGCUCUCGGCACCAAUGCCAAGAACCCCUUCCACGAGGGCUCGGGAUACAUGGCCUUUGGCGGUAUGUGCGAUUUUGAGCUGCAGACAAUCAUCAGUGGUGGUGCUGGCAUCAUUGCCGGUGGUGCCAAUGUCAUGCCUAAGCUAUGCACCAAGGUCUGGAACUUGUACGUGGAGGGCAAGAAGGAUGAGGCCGAGGCGCUGCAGAAGGUUCUCAGCAAGGGCGAUUGGCCUCUUACAAAAUCUGCCAUUGCUGGCACCAAGCAGGCCAUUCAGACAUACUACGGCUACGGUGGAUACCCUCGCCGUCCCUUAAAGCGUCUUGAUGAAGCCAGAGUGGCCGCUAUUGCAGAGGGUAUCAAGGAGGCCAUGGAGGUUGAAAAGUCUCUUUAAAUAGAAUUGAAAUUUUCAUGCUAGCUACCGUUUUAAGAAAACACAAUAAGAAGAUGAAUAUAAUGAUCAGAAAAUUUUGAAUUAUCCAC